This is a messenger RNA of Porites evermanni, 444 nucleotides long. The record is from the annotation of a GenBank genome assembly. NCBI's taxonomy places the organism in Eukaryota, Metazoa, Cnidaria, Anthozoa, Scleractinia, Poritidae.
AUGGUCCACGAAGCUAGGACGAACGGCGGAUUUAUAGACCAAAAACUGUUUAAGACAGCUGGAAAGUAUGCUUUUGAUUCUCUUUUCCUGACAGACACCAGUAUGCAAGUCCUAGUUGGCUACAUCAACCACAUUCGCCUACCUCUCAAGUGUAACUGUGAUUCUGUUUUAGUCACUAGAAAUGGAGGACAACAUAACAAGCUAGGAGAAGUAAUGAGUAAAUUGGUUUUCCAUGCAACAGGCAAGUAUGUUCACCCAACUCGCUACAGCCAAAUAGUGCAGACGGCAAGCUCUAGAACACUUAGCAGCAUCGCUCAAGAUGCGAUCUCCGAGGAACAGAAACACAGCUCUGCUGUGGCAAGAGUUCACUAUCAAAAAGGGCGAUCUCGCGAGGUCGCCAGCAAAGCACAGGGUGAGAGGGGAUCAGAGCUAGGAAUGGACGUA